This is a messenger RNA of Leopardus geoffroyi (Geoffroy's cat), 1426 nucleotides long. It is a transcript of the gene TECRL, whose product is annotated as trans-2,3-enoyl-CoA reductase like. Gene Ontology annotation, molecular function: oxidoreductase activity, acting on the CH-CH group of donors. Lineage: Eukaryota; Metazoa; Chordata; Mammalia; Carnivora; Felidae. The record is from RefSeq and is a predicted model, not a curated record. Gene Ontology annotation, biological process: very long-chain fatty acid biosynthetic process. The transcript is spliced from 12 exons. Bases 111 to 1202 code for a protein of 363 amino acids.
AAGGCACUUGACCUUUCCUGGUUUCACCCGCAGUAUUUAAACUGGUGCAAAGGGAACACACUGGCAAGUGUCUUCUGUUGACAUGACAGAUUCUCCUGGUAGUUCACACAAUGUUCAAAAGGCACAAGUCCCUUGCUUCAGAACGCAAGAAAGAAAUAUUUUCCCGAGGAGCUACAAGGUCCAUCCUGAAGAAUGACUUGAGAAACUUCCACUGUUUGUCGCAUUUUGUGCUCUCAGCGGGCCCUCUAAAAUCAAUUCCAGUAGUUAAACAUUCAAAAACUACGCACUUUGAGAUUGAAGUACUUGAUGCUCAAACAAGAAAGCAGAUAUGUAUUGUGGAUAAGGUGAUACAAACAUCUACUAUUCAUGAUGUUAAACAAAAAUUCCACAAAGCAUGUCCGAAGUGGUACCCUUCUAGAGUUGGUCUGCAGCUAGAACGAGGUGGGCCCUUUUUGAAGGACUACAUAACCAUUCAAAGCAUUGCAACUUCCUCCAUUGUCACUCUCUAUUUUACAGACCUAGGUCAACAGGUCAGUUGGACUACAGUAUUUUUGGCUGAAUACACAGGACCUUUGCUGAUAUAUCUCCUCUUUUAUUUGAGGAUCCCAUACAUAUAUGACAUGAAAGAGAGCUCUAGAAGAUUGCGCCACCCAGUGGUACAUGUGGCUUGCUUCUGUCAUUGUAUACACUAUAUCCGCUAUCUUUUGGAAACCUUAUUUGUCCAUAAAGUUUCUGCAGGACAUACACCUUUGAAAAAUUUGAUAAAGGGCUGUGCCUUUUAUUGGGGAUUUACUUCUUGGAUUGCCUACUAUAUUAAUCACCCACAGUAUACACCACCAUCAUUUGGAAACCGGCAAGUCACAAUAUCUGCUAUCAAUUUUUUGAUUUGUGAAGUUGGAAAUCAUUUCAUCAAUGUAAUUUUGUCUCAUCCUAAUCACACAGGAGUUAAUGCCUGUUUUCCAAGUCCAAAUUAUAACCCCUUCACAUGGAUGUUUUUUCUGGUUUCAUGUCCUAACUACACCUAUGAGAUUGGAUCAUGGAUUAGUUUCACUGUCAUGACACAAACACUGCCAGUUGGGAUUUUUACACUUCUGAUGAGUAUCCAGAUGUCUUUGUGGGCACAAAAGAAGCAUAAGAUUUAUUUGAAGAAAUUCAAUUCUUAUAUGCAUAGAAAAUCAGCCAUGAUUCCAUUCAUACUGUAGUAAAAAUAACUUAUCUUAUCUCAUGUAUAUAAAAAUAGUAUAUAAAUUCACUAAAUCAAACUUGGUCAAUAGUUGACUAUUAUGUAACAGAAAUUCAAAACAUACAGUACUUUUAUUGAAUAAAAAUAUUAAAUGGUAGAUUCUAGUUAAUUUUAGAGUAAUAAACUUGAGGCAAAUAAAAAGUAGAAACUGUAGAUACGACUAAUAAAAGAUACAUCCAAAUA